Molecule: messenger RNA, 1416 nt
Organism: Exophiala oligosperma
Lineage: Eukaryota; Fungi; Ascomycota; Eurotiomycetes; Chaetothyriales; Herpotrichiellaceae
Exons: 4
Coding region: 70-1416 (448 amino acids)
Cellular component (GO): cytoplasm
Molecular function (GO): oxidoreductase activity
Source: RefSeq, a predicted model, not a curated record
AUAUCAAACGUCGAAAUACACUUGAGAGUAUAAGCAGGCUCAACGCCAGACGUACAGACACCAAACACGAUGUCCCCACCACAGAGACCAGGCCCUGUGCCUACGUCAACAUCGUCGUUUUGGAGAUCAGAGCCGCACGAGUUGGACACACAUCGAAGCACGCCCGACCUCCCAUCGGAAUGCGAUGUGUUGAUUAUUGGCGCUGGUUUCGCCGGAGCGGCACUUGCACAUUACAUCUACGAAGACAACCCCUCGCCACCGUCCGUGGUGAUACUGGAAGCACGCGGCCAUCUCAAGCCGGACGUCUACUUCAAUAUGCCCAAGUACAUCAAGAAAUACGGUGUGCGGUCGGCGGUCGAAGUGGCUCAGUUUGAGGCUUCGCAGGUCCACGCCGUCAAGGCCUUGGUGGAAAAGGAGAAGAUCGAUUGUGACUUUGUUCUGACUCGAGCUUGUGACGCUACGCUACAUAAGGGAUUGGCCGACGAGACGGAAAAGGCGUUUGAAGAAAUGCUCAAGGCUGGAGUGACGGACUUCAAGGAUGUUUAUCACGCACGAAAGGGAGAUGCUGAGCGGGUCUCGGGUGUCAAAGGUGCCUUGUCGGCAUUUACAUUCACAGCAGGCCACGUCUGGCCAUACAAGAUGGUAAUGCAUCUCUUGAAGGGGGCAGUGUCGAAGGGUGCAAAUCUCCAAACCAUGACGCCCGUCACAUAUCUCUCCGACAAACCCCUCCCUGAUGGCCGGUGGCUUGUGAAGACCGAACGAGGCGAGAUCAAAGCCAAGAAGGUCCUUCUCGCCACGAACGCAUACACGGCCGAUAUCUCACCACAAUUCAAAGACCACAUCGUCCCCGUGCGCGGAAUCUGCAGUCGCAUAGUAACCCCGAAGGGUCAGGUGGCGCCGCGCAUGAUGCAAACCUACAGUGUCCGUCACGGUCCCGCCAUGUACGAUUACCUUAUCCCCCGACUCGAUGGGAGCAUCAUCGUCGGAGGUGCGAAGCCAAAUUUCUGGUCCGACACCUCACACUGGUAUGAUGUCAAGGACGACAGCAAACUCAUAGAGCCUGCGAAACCGUACUUUGACGGGUUGAUGCAGAGAACCUUUGCAGGUUGGGAGAACAGUGGAGCGUAUACGGACAAGGUGUGGACUGGAAUCAUGGGCUAUAGCUCGGAUUUCAUGCCGUACAUAGGUGAAAUGCCAGGGAAACCAGGCCAGAUGGUUCUGGCGGGCUUCUCGGGACACGGCAUGCCUUUGAUCUUGCUGUCGGCCAAAGCUGUCGCAGACAUGCUCCGGACUGGUAAGAAGUUUGAAGAAACUGGCGUGCCGUCGGUCUUCAAGGUCACCAAGGAACGGUUGGAGAGCACCAAGAAUGAGAUCCUGAGUGAUAGUGGCAAGGGCAAGGUUCAGGCGAAGUUAUGA